This is a messenger RNA of Gadus macrocephalus (Pacific cod), 3288 nucleotides long. RefSeq names its product putative homeodomain transcription factor 1 (gene phtf1). Bases 413 to 2557 code for a protein of 714 amino acids. Gene Ontology annotation, cellular component: endoplasmic reticulum. The transcript has 17 exons. NCBI's taxonomy places the organism in Eukaryota, Metazoa, Chordata, Actinopteri, Gadiformes, Gadidae. The record is from RefSeq and is a predicted model, not a curated record.
GGAAAAGGGAAGUAGGCCACCCAACUGCCCAAUGUGAGAGUGAAGUUAGUCAGGUAACUCCGUGAAUGAAAAAUACUUUACAAUUCAAAUAAAUCUUUGCGCAUCGUGUAUUCUUUUGUGAUAGUCGUAGGGCUUGAUUUUGCAUUCCGCCAACGGUGUGUUUUCCCACAUUGAAUAAAUAGUACGAGGCGUUAUCAGCGCUGUAGUGGGUUUGGGUUAGUGGUUAAAAACACAUCCACUGUUAUGUUUGGGAGCUGGAGUUUCCUCCCGACCUCUCUCACUCCGAUGAGGCGAAGACUGUCGAUGCACAGCGAUCUGUGAUAGUUAGGGGUCUGGAUUUCCCCACCGCCUUCCUGUGGGUUUCUGUGAAAUGACCUGACAUCGAUGCCCCUUGUUUCAGUGUCAUUUGGCAAUGGCGAGAAUAGCUUGGUAUCAAGAGAAGAUCGGGGCGUACGAUCAGCAAGUAUGGGAGAAAUCUCUGGAGAAGGCUGAGCUUAAUGACAUCGACAGCAAACCAAUGAAGACUGGCCACAUCAAGCCAGAUCUUAUCGAUGUGGAUCUGGUCAGAGGAUCUACGUUCAGCAAGGCCAAGCCAGAGAGCCCCUGGGCGUCUCUGACCCGCAAAGGCCUCGUCCGGGUGCUCCUCUUCCCCUUCUUCUUCCGCUGGUGGACCCAGGUCACCUCCACACACGUCUCCUGGUGCAUCCUGCUGCUCUACUUCAUGCAAGUGGCGGCGGUGGUUCUGUACCUCCAGCUGCCCACGGCCGGGGCCAGCGAUCUGUUGGAGCCCGUGUGUCUGAUGCUGCUUCUGGGGACGGUGCACUGCCAGAUCGUCUCCACAGAGUCCAACCGCACCAUCGCCAACAACAGCCCCGCCUCCACCGCCAGCCCCGCACGCCGGAGGAGGCCGUGGAAGAGCAGAGGAGCCAAGAAGGCGGAGGAGGGGGAGACCGGAGGAGAGGCGGAGCAGAAGGCUCGGCCGACGGAGGACUGCGGGCGGCCGCCCUACAGAGCCGAGAGCAGCAAGAGGAAGUCGGGGUUCCGGGCGUCGGACGAGCUCUCUACGGACGAGGAGGAAGAGGCGAGGGACGCCCAGGCCCCAGCGGCACCCAGCCUGCCGCCGUCCUCCAGCAGCCUGAGGAAGAGGGGCCCUCACAGGCUCCCCAAAGCCCCCCCCAGACCCCAGGAUCAGGGACAUGAAUCCUCUCCAACACGCCUAUGGUGGUGUCUUCUGUGGCCACAGGAAGGAGGAGGAGGAGCAGGAGCAGGAGGAGGAGGAGGAGGAGGAGUCGAGGUUACAGUGGCCAAUGAGGGCAAGGCCAAAUCCCGGGAACUGGACCGCCUGAGGCCGCCCCCCGGGGACUCCCGCCUCGCCUCCGACACGGAUGACACCAUGUGGGAGGAGCUUCUGCAGGGGCCUGACUCCGCCUCCAGCGGCAGCAGCGAGGGCGAGGGGCGCCACAACGUGGGCGUGGCGUUCCCGGCCUCCUCCGCCGCGCUGAGCAGCGAUGAGGAGAACCUGCAGCAGGGCAUCGCUGGGGGCCAGCUGUCCUGGCUGCAGCCCUGCCACCCGUCCCGUGACCGCGUCAGUGCCAUAUUCUGGGAGAAGGGCGAGUGCAAGAAAGCAGACAUGUCAGUAUUGGAGAUCAGUGGGAUCAUCCUGACACGGGUGAAGGCAGUGGAGCAGGGCAUGGGCUACCUGAUGCUGGCGGGCCUGGUGACGGCCACGCUGGCCCUCCUGCCCUACGCCUUCCGGCUGGGCCAGCAGCUGGACCUGUCCAGUCUGACCCUGCUGACCCCCGCCCGGCUGUGGGGCGCGGCCGCGGGGCCGGCCGACGCCACCGCCUGCGCCUUCUUCCUCAUCGUCACUGUGGAGAAGUUCUGCCUCGCCGGUCUCUUCUUCUUCAUGACGUGCGUGGCGGAGCGGACGUACAGACAGAGGCUGCUCUUUGCCAAGCUGUUCAGCCACCUCACCUCUGCACGCAAGGCUAAGAAGUCUGAGAUCCCCCACUUCAGACUGAAGAAGGUCCAGAACAUCAAGAUGUGGCUCUCUCUACGCUCCUUCCUCAAGAGAAGAGGACCCCAGCGCUCAGUGGAUGUCAUUGUGUCCACCAUCUUCCUCCUGGCUCUUUCCAUUUGCUUCAUCAUCUGUGCCCAGCUGCUGCACAAUUACAAGACCUUCCUGGACUCUGUUCUGAACUGGGAGCUGAUGGUGUGGGCCUUCGCCCUGCUCCUCUUCCUCUUACGCCUUGCCACGCUGGGCUCGGAGACCAACAGCAAGUACAGCAACGCCUCCGUGCUGCUCACCGAGCAGAUUAAUUUGUACCUGAGGAUUGAGAAGAAGCCGAAUAAGAAGGAGGAGCUGGUUCUGGUGAACAACGUGUUGAAGCUGGCCAUGAAGCUGAUGAAGGAGCUGGACACCCCGUUCCGGCUGCUUGGUCUGACUGUAAACCCCCUGAUCUACAACAUCACCAAGGUGGUCAUCCUGUCUGCCGUCUCGGCCGUAGUCAGCGACCGGCUGGGCUUCAACAUCCGACUGUGGAAGAUCAAGUCUUAAGGUGGUCCGCCUGGUGCCGCCCGCCUCACCUGCGUCUGCUCAGAAACCAAACCUGUGCUGCUGCUGACCGUCGGCGAGCCUCCUGCCAAACAUUCCUACCGUGACGACCACUCGCACAACCCCUCUCACCCCAUGGUCUGCUGUAUGGGACGGCCAUCACAGAGCCCCCCCCCCCCCUCCCGGCCACUAGUGCCUGACAUUCGGGACCUUAAAUGUCCCCGCGUGUCGGAAAACAUAGAGUGUGUGAAGUUGGGGGUGUGGUGCGUGGGCAGGGCGGUGGUAGGAGGGAUGGUGUGAUGUUUGUGUCGGGGGGCGUCUGUGGAAUGGUAAUCACGCAGUCCUUCUGUAUAUUAGACCACGUGGCAUUGAUACUUCCAUAAGUGUGUUUAACCCGAGUGUAAUAAUGCACACUAGAGAGAGAGUAGGCUAAGGGUCCAUUAACUCUACCACCACUUUGUAUUAUCUGACACUAGAAUGAGGUAAUUGAACUAAUUCAAACCUAACUCUAUUUUUUAUUAUUGUCAAUGAUUGGAAUGUGUUGGUUUUAUUUAUUAGGUGUUCAACAUUGUAUAUUAGCUCAACGGUGGAAAGGUACUUCAAACUGUAUUGUCUUUGUUUCGAUAGCCGGUGUUGCAUCAUAGGCUAUGUAUGUGUUGAAAGUAAAUGAAAGAACCUAUGCAGAUGAUUUCUGUCAAAUUUAUUUUAUUGGAAAUAAAUAAGUGAUUUAUGUA